AUGGACAAAUUACCAAAGAGGUUCCAUAACUAUCUAAAGCACUCGGUCAGAUUCCGAUGUAAACUCAGUCCGCCGCCAAAAAGUUCGUCAGAGUUGAAGUUUGUUUUAAACGUUUUGGAAAAAUUAGCUACAGUUGACAUUUUGAGAUCAACUUCAUUGACCCCAUUGGAUCCCAAAAAGUUGCUUGAAUCUGGUUUUUGGAUAGAUAUACUAUAUAGUCCAUGUUAUCCGAAAAGUAUAUUUCUGCCAAUGUUACCAAAAGGUGAUUUCCCGCCUUUGAGUAAGGAAUCAAUAGCAAAGAAUAAACUUGCACAGUCAAAUUUUAUUGAAAAGUUGAAUAGUCUAGUUGCGAUUCCUCGGUUCCACGCUUUAGAAACGGACACUGAGUACAUUGAAAACCAGAGAGGUAUAAAGCUUGUUCAUCAGCUUGUUCCCAGUGCAAUGUCGUACAGAGGGAAUUACGAAUUGACAACGUCCACCAUAGACAAUCCACUAAUAUCCAUAAAAAGAAAGGAGCCAUUAGUAAAUGAACAUGUGUUGAGAGCAUCGAUGCGACACAACUUUCAGUUGUUUCAUAAAUUCGAAAGCAUAGCAAUUUAUAAAAACGGCUUGUUCAAUCUUGUGGAAAUGAAUUAA
This is a messenger RNA of Lodderomyces oxycetoniae, 636 nucleotides long. RefSeq lists its product as uncharacterized. The transcript has a single exon. The coding region runs from base 1 to 636 and encodes 211 amino acids. Lineage: Eukaryota; Fungi; Ascomycota; Pichiomycetes; Serinales; Debaryomycetaceae. The record is from RefSeq and is a predicted model, not a curated record.